Molecule: messenger RNA, 1240 nt
Organism: Styela clava
Lineage: Eukaryota; Metazoa; Chordata; Ascidiacea; Stolidobranchia; Styelidae
Source: RefSeq, a predicted model, not a curated record
AGUACUCCUGGAAAUCUUCUCGUGAACCCCAGGUUGAAAACCCCUGUUUUAGUAGGAAAAUAUCGGAGUCGCAAUUUUGAAUGGGACAUAGCCAUUUUAGUAGGGACAUAGCGGGCAUAUGGGACAUACCGUAGCCAUUUUAUAACUACUCUCUCGACGAAGGGCUGGUACCGUACCCAGUCAAAAGUAACGCUUAGGCGUUCAGUCAGCCAGCAUAAUACGCGAACAGAACACUACGGUGCAUGUUCUCGAUAGUCGUGACUAGUGACUCCCGACGGCUAGGGUCCAUCUGCUGGGAUACCACAAUCGGGUUGGAGUCAUGAUGGGUGUCAUGGGCCUGGUAGCAGUCCAGGCACUUCCACUCAAACGUGACCUCCUGUUUUUUUAAUAGCCUGUACUGUUCCCUUGUCAUUGCCACACCUGAAUUAUUAAAACAUUUGCGAUGAAACCAAUUUCGACAGACGUCACAGAUGAGUCCCUCCUGCUUCAUGGAAACGUCGUCGUCACAUCUCUUGCACGUAUUUGGAGUCAUCUUGAAUUCUUGCGUAGUUUUUGUGGAGUUAAUAUACCGUUAGUCGUCCUCGUUUCAGUAUAAAACUGUAAUGAAAACGACUUCGGCUAAUGAGUAUUUACGUUUGUAAGGUGUCAGGCCGGCGAUAAUGAGGCUUUGAACUCGGCGAUAACUGAGCAGUAAUUUAGGCGCGCGGCUUCAUUAUCACCUAUCUGGCACCUUAUCUAAUCUCCGUGCAUGGAUAUCACUUCACUCAGGCCAUCAUGAAGAAUGUGCGUCACAAUAAUUUGGCUCGCCUAUACAACAAGGAGGCUGGAACAAGAGACCUGAUCAAGCAUGUCAUGACGCUGUGCUAUAUACCACCUAUGUUUAUUACGUCCAGAUUCAAAUCACUGAAAGAAAAGAUGCAAACUCAAGAACUUCGCCGAAUAUUUUCAAAACACAAGCUAUACAACAGUGUCUGGACUCCCAAUGAUUGUUUAAUCUCAACAAUGUACGAGGUAAGUAUAGGGAUAGAGGUGGACGUUGUGGAGAUUUUGGAAGAGAAUGUUGUGGGGCGUGUCAACGGCAGGUAUGCGGAAGCCAACGAGAGGGUGCAACGUUAUCUGUGGACUCUCUUCUUCGGAGGUGUUCAAGGAUCUACGGGCCGCAGUAUUGCAAAGAGUAAGUAUGUAACGCAGCAAAUUUCCCAAAACGUUUAGUAUUCAAAUAAAAUUCAUUAUUCGUAAC